Micropterus salmoides (largemouth bass) is the source of this 1503-nucleotide messenger RNA. RefSeq lists its product as uncharacterized. NCBI's taxonomy places the organism in Eukaryota, Metazoa, Chordata, Actinopteri, Centrarchiformes, Centrarchidae. Gene Ontology annotation, molecular function: nucleic acid binding. The transcript has 9 exons. Bases 1 to 1503 code for a protein of 500 amino acids. The record is from RefSeq and is a predicted model, not a curated record.
AUGACAAGACUCAAACUCAAACUACUGGAGAAGAGACUGGAAAACGAAAAGCACAAUAUGGACACAAGAGCAGAUUCUGCCCAGUCUGCAAGGAGUUAUGAUGGACAGCUGGAUCAACUUCACCUUGCACUGAGGCGCAAGCGGGCCCUCCAGCAAAUACUCCGGGAGCAGCACAUGUUAGAAUACCUCAACAGACCCCACACCUGGGGAGGGUCACAAAGACAGUACAAGUCACAUUUCUUCACUGCCCCUCAGCCGCCUCCACCACUCCCACUUCACCAGGCGGCCCCUGUUCUGCACUUCCUGACCCCUCCACCGCCUGCCCGACCCCAGCCUCCUCGCAUCAUCCAGCAGACUCUACCCGAGCAGCCUGCCACCAUCAUACAACAGCAGCCUCUGUUUACUCAAAUCCCUCAGCCCUACCCUGCACCACGCUCAGGCAGCAUCAAAGAGGACAUGGUGGAAUUGAUGCUGAUGCAAAAUGCCCAGAUGCAUCAGAUCAUAAUGCACAAUAUGAUGCUGAAAGCCAUGCCUCCUAUAGCCCUGUCACCACCUGGAGGUCCCAGUCACUGUGACAGUUUCCAGGGAAACCCUAUUUUUGUACGCCCAGAUGUCAAACCAAGAGGAAGUGCUGUCCAUCAUCAUCAUCACUAUGGUCCUACUUCUGUGGCACCACAGCUGCCCCCCAUCAGCAACCCUACAUGGCUACCAGGGGUGUCAUCUGUCCCAGCAGGACAAGCAGCGAGACAUCUACCAUCCAUACACCACGCAACAGCCCCUUUUACACUCCCACCACUCAAUGGCAUGCUGCAGGGAAGCAUGAGGACUGCUGAUGUGGCCAGGGCAAUAAAUUGCCAUGUCCGCACUGUGAGACGCCUACGACAGCGCUACAGGGAGACAGGAAGGACAGCUGAUCAUCCUCGCAGUGGAAGACCACGUGUAACAACACCUGCACAGGAUCGGUAUAUCCGAAUAUCACACCUGCGUGACAGGAAUGAGCGUUACACCGAGGCCUGUACUCUGGAGCGGGAUCGAUUUGGAGGUGGGGGGUCCGUCAUGGUCUGGGGCGGUAUAUCACAUCACCAUCGGACUGAGCUUGUUGUCAUUGCAGGCAAUCUCAAUGCCUUGCGGUACAGGGAAGACAUCCUCCUCCCUCAUGUGGUACCCUUUAUGCAUGCUCAUCCGGAGAUGAUCCUCCAGCAGGACAAUGCCACCAGCCAUACUGCUCGUUCUGUGCGUGAGUUUCUGCAUGACAGCAAUGUCAGUGUUCUGCCAUGGCCAGCGAAGAGCCCGGAUCUCAAUCCCAUUGAGCACGUCUGGGACCUGUUGGAUCGCAGGGUGAGGGCUAGGGCCAUUCCCCCCAGAAAUGUCCAGGAACUUGCAAGUGCCUUGGUGGAAGAGUGGGGUAACAUCUCACAGCAAGAACUGACAAAUCUGGUCCAGUCCAUGAGGAGGAGAUGCACUGCAGUACUUCAAGCAGCUGGUGGCCACACCAGAUACUGA